AUGAUCACUUGCACACGCUCACUAAGGGUCGUGCCGGGCCAGCCAGCACAACUCAUCUUGGAUGAGGGACAGGUGGAGGAUCCCUUCAAGGAUAGGCGCCAUGGCCUGGCGCCGGGGGAGGUACCAGUCAUGACCUUGACGGAGCCUGCUAUGCCUCUCACGACCAUUGAGGUGCCAGCUCACGCUGACAAAAAAUUCUAUGAGGGCAUCAUGGAGCUUUUGUCGGUCUCCACCGGGAUGGUCGUCUUUCGUUUCUUGGGGCAGCAGGUCUGGGACAAGGAUUAUUACAUGAUGGCGCAAGAAAUCUUCUCGGAGUUGUGCGAGAUUGUGGACUCGCGGCCCACAUACAUUGUAAAUGUGGCAAAGGGUGACGUUCGCAGCCUGCCGGUUGCCUUUGCAGCCUUGUCGGACGUGUCACUUGCAGAGCCGGAUGCAACGUUUGGCUUUCCCGAAGUCCGCGUUGGGGGCAUGCCCGCUUGCGUCACCGUUGCAAUGCGGAAGCGCAUUUCUGACGACUACAUUCGGAAGAUGAUUACAGAUGGCCUCCCUAUCGAUGCCAGGGAGGCCCAGCGGGUGGGUUUAGUCGACUUUGUUGGUGAUGUGGAGACGGAGCUGUCGCGCAUCAUCUUCAGGAACUGCAAGCCUAAGGUGACGAACGUCAUGUACAGACCUGAUUGUGAAAAAGCCUGGGGGGCCCAAUGA
Messenger RNA from Symbiodinium pilosum, 702 nucleotides. Lineage: Eukaryota; Dinophyceae; Suessiales; Symbiodiniaceae. The record is from the annotation of a GenBank genome assembly.